This is a messenger RNA of Striga hermonthica, 1386 nucleotides long. The record is from the annotation of a GenBank genome assembly. NCBI's taxonomy places the organism in Eukaryota, Viridiplantae, Streptophyta, Magnoliopsida, Lamiales, Orobanchaceae.
ACGGGAAGCUCGAGGGGACACCCUUUUUCACAACAUAUUCUAGAUGCUGACUUGCCUCAAGGGAUCAGGGAGCUUAAUAUCUGGUAUGACGGGUCGACUGACCCCUCCCGACAUCUUAGAAGUUUCAAAAACAUGGCAGUAUUGCACCGAUACAACGACCCCGUUCAGUGUCGAGCAUUCCUGACGACCCUGCGAGGGCCAGCGCAGGAUUGGUUUCAUCAAUUGCCCCCGGGGGCCGUCAGGGAUUUCGAUGGAUUUAGCUCGAGUUUCCUGAACCAAUUCGCAAGUGUGAAAGCCCAAGAAAAAUCGUACCUUACUUUGAUAGGUAUGCAACAGAAGGAAGGGGAAUCAUUGAGGGACUAUGUAGCGAGGUACACAAGGGCAUGUGUCGACGUCCCCUCGGCCACUGAGGAGAUCAAGUCGGGAGGACUCACUCGAGGACUACUCCCAGGAUUGUGCAGGAAUUCCCUAGCGAAGCGGCCCGGGAGGACGUUUGAUGAAGUAUUGGGAAGGUGCGCUAAAUACAUGAAUGUCGAGGAAGCCGAAGCCGACUUUCUGCAAGCGGCUAAGCCAAAAGAUGAGCCUCGAGACGAGAAGAAGGACAAAAAGCUUGUCGCGGCAACUGAGAGGAAAGGAUCCCCAAGAGCCGAGAGAGAGGGGCGACCAAGGGGGUGGAGGACAGCCCAAUAUACUCCCUUGUCGACCUCGCGGGCAAGGAUACUGGAGGUUAUGGAGAGAGAAAUCCGUGACAACGUUGUCAGGUGGCCACAAACGAGGAAGGACGGGCCGACAAAACCUAAAAGUAACCUGUAUUGUCGAUUUCACAAAGACUACGGCCAUAAUACCGAUGAAUGUCGACACUUGAAAAAUGAAAUUGAGAGACUAAUCAAAGCAGGCCAUUUGAAGGAGUUCGUUUAUAAAGAUCGAGAACGACCCAGUCGACGAAGGGAGAGGAGCAAAAGCCCUCACAAGAGGGCGAGAACACCUGAUAAGGAAGAGCUUCCCCAAAAAAGAGGAGUAAUUCAUAUGAUAUUUGGAGGGCCGACCGAUGGCGGUUCAAAUCGGGCUAGAAAAGCAUAUGCUCGAGGACAUCUUGGAAAGACCGAAGUGCAGCAGGUCGAAGAGGAUGGUCCAGUGAUGAAUUUUGGACCAGCCGACGUAGGAGCAGUUGAGAGACCUCAUAACGAUGCCUUGAUGCUCACAGCCCAGAUAUCGGGCUACGAGGUCCAUAGAAUUUUUGUCGACACGGGUAGCUCGGUGAAUGUAAUAUUCUUUGAUUGCCUUAAACGGAUGGAACUCGAUAUUGAACUCUCGCCUCUCCACACGUCACUUUUUGGAUUCAAUGGCUCGGAAGUCGCCCCCCUGGGGGAAACCACUCUUGCUGUU